Molecule: messenger RNA, 270 nt
Organism: Parnassius apollo (apollo)
Lineage: Eukaryota; Metazoa; Arthropoda; Insecta; Lepidoptera; Papilionidae
Source: the annotation of a GenBank genome assembly
AUGGAGGCUCUAGAAAGAAGAGGAAAAUUAUUGGCGUACGCGGCAGUUAUGUUUAUCGUGUUUUGUUCGCAAUGUAAAGGAGUGGAAGGGCACAGGAAUUCGACAAAGAUGUCCUACGUGUGCCCGCCGCAGUUCAUCCGUCUCGGACACAGCUGCUACUUCUUCAGCGACAACAAGGCUACAUGGCAAAACGCCUUGUUCUCCUGCAAACAAGUAUUAGUUUACGCAACAAUAACAAAUGAUUCACGUGUGGGCAUAGACGAGAACUAA